CGGCCCGGGAGCGCUCCACUCGCCACCGCGGGAGAGGCCGGUGACCUCUCGGCCGCCCCGCCUCGGAGGCUCAGAUGGCUCAGGCGAAGAUUAACGCCAAAGCCAACGAGGGGCGCUUCUGCCGCUCCUCCUCCAUGGCCGACCGCUCCAGCCGCCUGCUGGAGAGCCUGGACCAGCUCGAGCUCAGGGUUGAAGCUUUGAGAGAAGCUGCCAGUGCUGUUGAGCAAGAGAAAGAAAUCCUCCUGGAAAUGAUCCACAGUAUCCAGAACAGCCAGGACAUGCGGCAGAUCAGUGACGGAGAAAGAGAAGAAUUAAAUCUGACUGCAAACCGCUUGAUGGGACGAACCCUCACUGUUGAAGUUUCAGUAGAAACAAUUCGAAACCCACAACAGCAAGAAUCCCUAAAACAUGCCACAAGGAUUAUUGAUGAUGUGGUCAAUAAGUUUCUGGACGAUUUGGGAAAUGCUAAGAAUCAUUUAAUGUCACUCUACAGUGCCUGCUCGUCUGAGGUGCCACCAGGGCCAGUUGAUCAGAAAUUUCAGUCCAUAGUAAUCGGCUGUGCUCUUGAAGAUCAGAAGAAAAUUAAGAGAAGAUUAGAGACUCUGCUUAGAAACAUUGAAAACUCUGACAAGGCCAUCAAGCUGUUAGAGCACUCUAAAGGAGCUGGUUCCAAAACUCUGCAACAAAAUGCCGAAAGCAGAUUUAAUUAGUCUUUAAACCUAAGAGCAUUUACAAAUAAUGAUGUAAGAAUGGUAAGGUACUAUUUUAAGUGAAAACUAGUUCUUUAUGUUAGACAUAACCACUUAUUUGAUACGGAUAGUUGUUUCAGAUGAGGAAAAUAUUUCCAGUGCCAUCGGAUUUGUGAAUACCAAUUAAAACUAGAAUUAUUUUAAUUAUCUAGAAGUUUUUAUAUAGAAUUCUUGUACUAGGAUAUAGCACAUUACUUCUAUGUUUUUCCUGUUCUGUGUAUGAAUACAAAGUAUGGCGUGGGGGACAGCACUCAACUGGGGGCAAAGCCACUGCUGCUCUUUCCCAGGCUUUCUCUGUCAAGGAACUACAUGGCUACCUGGGGCAUCUGCCUAGGUGUGCUUUCCCUUAGGCAGCAUACAACGUACUGCUUUUCUAGUGUUAGCACAGCACCAUGCUUAGCGGGACGAAAGGAAUCCCAAAACAAGAGGCUUUCCCUACAUUGUCCCAUUCAGUUGUUUUUUAAGGCAUCUGUAACCAAAUUAUUCUGAACUUUUGUGCACCUCAUAAUAUGUGGAUAAUAUGUGGUUUGUGAACAUGACAAAGUAUGAGAGAGUCACCUGUAAUUUUACCACUGUGAUCAAUACUUAUAUCCAUUUCAUCUUCUCUCAGAUGCAUAACUUCUCUAAAAUUACAAUGUUGUAACUUGGUUUUCCUUAAGUUAAAUGCUGCUAGUAGGUCUGCCUACUUGUCAACUUGAAAAGCUCUGUUUUAUGCAGUUGUACAACAAUUUACUUACCUGUUUCCCUCUUAUUGAACAUUUAGGUUGUUUCCACUUUGUUGUCAUUACUACAGCAUACUUAUGUAUAUAGAGCUUUAUCCUUCUUUCUUUUUUUUUACUUUCUUGGUAUAAAUUCCAGCAGUGGAUUUAUUGGGUCAAAGGGUAUACACAUUUUCAUGGCCUGACACAUAUUUCCAAAUUUUUUGUAUCAGUUCUAUCAAUUUAUACUAUCUUUAGUAAUUAAAAUGUAGCCAUUUCAUCGAAAUUGGUCCAACAUUGAGCAUUAAACUUUUUCUAACAUUAGAUAUAAAAUAC
Lepus europaeus (European hare) is the source of this 1783-nucleotide messenger RNA. It is a transcript of the gene BAG2, whose product is annotated as BAG cochaperone 2. The record is from RefSeq and is a predicted model, not a curated record. The transcript has 3 exons. NCBI's taxonomy places the organism in Eukaryota, Metazoa, Chordata, Mammalia, Lagomorpha, Leporidae. Gene Ontology annotation, molecular function: protein-folding chaperone binding; adenyl-nucleotide exchange factor activity. Gene Ontology annotation, biological process: protein stabilization. The coding region runs from base 75 to 710 and encodes 211 amino acids.